CGACCCGCGGCCUUCCGCCCCGAGCGCGGGGUCCUGGCGACGAACUGGGGACCUGCACACCGCGCCGCGGCCAAGGCGCAGAGACGGGAGGCGACACCUAGUCUGACGCCGCGUCCGACAGCCGGGAUGAAGGGGAGCAAGUCGGCACCCGGAACAACCCCUUCCUGUGCAGAACUUUCUUCACAAGAUGCUUCGAAUACAGCAUCAGCUGCAGAUGUCUGUUUUCAUUGUUCAUAGCGUCUUCACCAGGAGUCGAUUCCAUCUCAAGAAACCACUUUCUUUGCUCAUCCAUAAGAAGCAACUCCUCAUCCGUUCAAGUUUUUUCCUGAGAUUACAGCAGUUCAGUUACAUCUUCAGGCUCCACUUCUAAUUCUAGUUGUCUUGCUACCUCUUGCUACCUCCUCCACUGAAGUCUUGAACCCCUCAAAGUCAUCCAUGAGGGUUGGAAUCAACUUCUUCCAAACUCCUGUUAAUUAGUGAUUUAUAGAAAUCCUGCGUGGACUAGGAUUGGUUCUUUCUGUGCUUCUGAACCAAUGAAGAGAAAAUGGGAAGCAAAACUGAAGCAAAUUGAAGAACGAGCUUCCCAUUAUGAGAGGAAACCUUUGUCCUCAGUGUAUAGGCCAAGGUUAUCCAAACCGGAAGAACCACCUUCUAUUUGGAAACUGUUUUAUCGACAAACUCAAGCUUUUAAUUUUGUUAAAAGCUGUAAAGAGAACGUUCAUGUAUUUGCUUUGGAAUGCAAAGUGGGAGAUGGACAACGUAUUUACCUCGUAACAACCUAUGUUCAGCUUUGGUUCUACUAUAAAUCCCGCAAAAAUCUCUUGCACUGUUAUGAAGUUAUUCCUGAAAAUUCUGUGUGCAAGCUUUAUUUUGAUUUGGAAUUCAACAAACGUGCCAAUCCAAGAGCUGAUGGGAAGAAGAUGGUUGCAUUACUCAUUGAGCAUGUUUGUCAAGCACUUCGAGGAUUAUACAGUGUUAAUUGUUCAGCUGAGGACGUUUUCAAUUUGGAUUCUAGCACUGAGGAAAAAUUUAGCCGCCAUUUAAUAUUUCAGCUCCAUGAUGUGGCAUUUAAAGAUAACAUUCAUGUUGGUAAUUUUGUGAGAAAAAUUUUACAGCCUGCACUUAAAUUAAUUGCCAGUGAAGAUGAUGAUAGGACUCCAGAGACGACAGACCAUGGAUUUUCGCAUUUUUCUGAAGUGCCAGUAAAACAAGGAACUUCCGUUAACACAGCGUCCGUGGAAAAGAAUGUAAGAGAGAGUCAAAGAUUGAAUUCAGAGAAACCAGAGAGGCCAGGGUCAGCGGAGCAAAGCAGUCCUGAUCUUUCAUUUUUAGUUGUGAAGAAUAACAGAGGAGAAAAGCAUCUUUUUGUAGAUUUAGGAGUUUAUACAAGAAAUAGAAACUUUCGGCUGUAUAAAUCAUCAAAAAUAGGAAAGCACGUGGCUUUGGAGGUUGCUGAAGAUAACAAAUUUUUCCCUGUGCAAUCAAAGAAUAUUUCUGAAGAAAAUCAUUUUUUUCUCUCUUCGUUGGUCAGCAAUGUCAGAUUCUCAGAUACUUUACAAAUUCUUACAUGUGACACAUACCAGAAUAUAAAAAAACGAGUUGAGUAUUUUAACCACAGCAGUACUUCAGUAGAAACAAUUGAAGGUUUUCAGUGUUCACCCUACCCUGAAAUUGAUCAAUUUGUUCUUUCUCUGGUGAAUAAAAAUGGCAUUAAAGGAGGAAUUCGGCGUUGGAACUACUUUUUUCCUGAAGAAUUAUUGGUUUAUGACAUUUGUAAAUAUCGCUGGUGCAAAAACAUUGGAAGAGCUCACAAGAGUAAUAAUAUCAUGAUCCUGGUUGAUCUGAAAAAUGAAGUUUGGUAUCAAAAAUGUCAUGAUCCUGUAUGUAAAGCAGAAAACUUCAAAUCUGACUGUUUCCCAUUACCUCCUGAAGUACGUCUCCUGAUGCUUUUCAAAGACGAAGAGGAAUUUACAACAGAAGAUGAAACAGUUGAAACAAAAAGCAAUGGAACCAAGAAUCCUCAUCAACUGUCACCUAUUAAGUUGCCAGAAGAUGUGUCUUCCAGCGAUGACUGGGAUAAUGGCAUCGAUGAUGGUUCCUUCUUAGAAGCCACUGAAGAUGCUGAGUUGGCUGAAGCUGCAGAGGCUAGUCUUCUCGGUUACAGCAGUGCAGCGGAUGAAAUUCCUGAUGAACUCAUCUUAGAAGUAUUACAAGAGUAG
Molecule: messenger RNA, 2219 nt
Organism: Loxodonta africana (African savanna elephant)
Lineage: Eukaryota; Metazoa; Chordata; Mammalia; Proboscidea; Elephantidae
Gene: PRIMPOL
Product: primase and DNA directed polymerase
Exons: 15
Coding region: 534-2219 (561 amino acids)
Biological process (GO): response to UV; DNA replication, synthesis of primer; replication fork processing
Cellular component (GO): nucleus; mitochondrial matrix
Molecular function (GO): chromatin binding; DNA-directed DNA polymerase activity
Source: RefSeq, a predicted model, not a curated record